Molecule: messenger RNA, 1182 nt
Organism: Bombina bombina (fire-bellied toad)
Lineage: Eukaryota; Metazoa; Chordata; Amphibia; Anura; Bombinatoridae
Product: eukaryotic translation initiation factor 4 gamma 1
Exons: 5
Source: RefSeq, a predicted model, not a curated record
GGCUUGUUUCUUCUCAUGGACAGCAAUCUACAGAUCAGAAUUCGAGAUCCAAACCAAGGAGGUAAAGAUGUUACUGAUGAAAUUCUGUCAGGAGGAAGAACAUCAUCUACACCAACUCCACCCCAGUCCGCAUCUGGCCUUGAUUUGCAGGCAAAUGGAGAAAGUGCCCACGUACCUGUCGUAGUAAGGCCUGAUGAUGGCUCCAAAAACAUACAAGGGUUUGUCAAGGCUGCUUCAGAGAGCCCUUCUCCUCCUCCUCUCACAGAGACUGAGUUGGACAUGGCAGAUGUCUGUGAGCUCAAUAUGCCAGGUGAAAACACUAUGCCAGAUCUGAGUGUACCCUUGCUAGAGAAUCUUUCCUUACAAGAAGUUCCUCUGCUAGAGACCCAUCCUAUGCAGACUGUGACCCUACCAGAAGCUCACAUACAACAGGCUGUGUCUAUUGUUGAGAUUCCUACCCUUCAGGAGGUGCCACAUGUAGAGUCUCUUACUGCACAGACAGAGUUGGUACAAAAAACUGUCACAUCCCUGCCUCAAGCAGAGAACCUCCCAAGUACCCAACCUGAGGUUUCUGUUCCAAAUGUGUCUGCCUUGGUUAAGGAUGAGCCACUUGAAUUGGCUGCUGAUCCAGUAUCCCACAUUCAGCAUCUUGCUCACAAACCUCUAUCUGAGCCUAUCCCUCUAGAGCCUGAGGAGACAGCUUUAGAACCUGCUCAAGUUGAUACUCCAGAGCCUAUAGUAACAUCACCAGAUGUCCAUACUAAUGGGCUAUCGGAGGAGGUAAUUACACCUCCUAUAGAAUUGAAUCCACCCUCAGUUUGUCAGCCUGAGCCUACUUUGGAGUCUCCCAUUGUUCAGCCUGAAGAAUUGCUUUUAACAAAUGGAGAGGGUAAUCCAGGGCAUCUAGAACCAGAGACACCAUGCAUUCAGCCAGAGGACCAUGUGAGUCCCAUCGCUGAACCAGAGGAGCAGCCUUUGUCUUCUGCUAGCAACCCUGUUAAAAAUGAGGAAAAGGAAAAGACCAGCUCUGCAGAACUUCCGACUCCUACGCAAGCAGCUGUUCCAUCACAGAGCUCUGAGAGCCAUGUGCAAGUUGCUGUUUCAGCUCCCAAAAAAAAACGAAAAAUGAAAGAUUUAAACAAGAAAGAAGCAGUGGGUGACCUGCUGGAUGCAUUCAAAGAG